AGCCAGCCGUCCCCGUUACGCACCGGCCGGACCGGAGGGGAGGAGGCAGAAGAGAACCCCGUGUUCCCCACCUCGUCAAGCUCCCAAUCCAUCCCUCUCUCCUCCGACGAUUCGUGCUCGUCCAAUUCUGGUGGGUGGUGGUAGACGGCCGACGACGAGGAUGAAUUCUAAGCGUAGGAGAAGUCAUAGUCCAGUUGAAUACAAGGAAGGUCGUGAUAAAGAUUAUGAGACUUCUGGAAGGAAGGAUAACUCAAGAGAUCUAGAAGAGUCAAAUGAUACUAGAUUAGGCAGAGGUCAUGAAUCGGGUAGGCACUCCUAUGGUACAUCACGUGAAUCUAAGAGGCAUGAUGACCAUAGGAGGUACCAUGAUAAGUACAGUGAUGAUUAUGGUAGGAGCCAUCCAAGAUCCUCUCGGUCAGAUCGCGAAUCAAGGGCUGAUACUUAUUAUGAUCGCUCAAAGCGUGAUAACACAUCUGGUAGAUCACGUGGUGACCAGCGAGAUGUUGACAGUAGGUAUGGAGAGAAAUCUGUCAACCGAGAUCAGAGGAGUAUAAAUGAAAGAAAGCAAGACUCCCCUCAUGCCUAUCAAAGGAAUGAUGUUGGAGAAUACAACAAAUAUACAGAUGCAAGAAAGCAAGAGUCCAGAGGUUCUGGAGACGACAGAGAUCAUCGUAGGGUUGUUGAUAAGAACAAAGAAACCAUCAAGGAGGAGGAAGUCCUAAAGAAGAGAAAUGGAAAGGAAAUUGAGAAAGAAACUUUGGUGGAAACUAGGGAGAAGAGAAGAAGUCUAUUCAGUUCUACUGGGCCAAAUGUUUAUAUCGCAGGGGAUGUCAAACCAUCCUCAGUCACAAAUGAAGCCUUGGAUAACUCUGCUGCCACCUUAGAUGAUGGUGUGAAUGCAGCUAAAGUUGCAGCUAUGAAAGCUGCCGAAUUAGUGAAUAGGAACAUUGCAGCAUUUGGUGCUGGAACUGGGCGCCUAUCCACUGAUCAGAAGAAAAAACUUCUUUGGGGCAACAAAAAGAGCAGUCCCUCAGAGGAGACUAGUAAUCGCUGGGACUUAAAUUUGUUUUCUGAUCGUGAGCGCCAAGAGAAAUUCAACAAACUCAUGGGUGUGAAGAGCAGUGCCCCAGUUCAGGAGAGCAAGGUCGAGAACAAGGACGGGAGCUCAGCCGAAGCCAAGAAGCUGGAGGAGCUCGAUACCAACCUGGAGAAGCAUUACAUAGCUGGACUCCGCCGGAGAGAUGGCAGGACCGUUGGUCUUGGCCUCUAGGGAACUCUGCUUGCAAAUGCUACGGUAUCGGAAAAUUCAGGAGCCUGCUAUGUACAAUCUUCAGUGGCUUGUUUAUUCUUGCAUGCAGACGGUUAACUAAGAGUUUUAUUUACCUGUGUUACUGUGAUAACUUAUUAUUCUGGAGGACUGGUUCACUGGUAUGUUUGCUUAUUAUUGAUCACAAGCUCCCGCAGCUAUUUUUUACUGCAAA
Messenger RNA from Setaria italica (foxtail millet), 1481 nucleotides. RefSeq names its product arginine/serine-rich coiled-coil protein 2. The record is from RefSeq and is a predicted model, not a curated record. The transcript is spliced from 6 exons. NCBI's taxonomy places the organism in Eukaryota, Viridiplantae, Streptophyta, Magnoliopsida, Poales, Poaceae. The coding region runs from base 161 to 1270 and encodes 369 amino acids.